AGCGGCCUAUGAACACGUACCACAUGGAAUAGCUGAGAAGCCGGAGGGGGGCAGGGCUGGGUAUCUUGGCAACACCCGGGUGCCUCCUCCCCUCCUGCCAGCCCUGGCAUCGUGUCCUGGGCUCCCUGUGUCUUCCUGCACCCCAUGAACCGGUCCCUAAAGCGGGGAGGAUAGUCACAGCCACCAUGGACGUAUUUGGGGAUCUGAGGAGAAUGAAUAAGAGGCAGUUGUACUAUCAAGUACUGAACUUUGCCAUGAUAGUAUCAUCGGCUCUCAUGAUAUGGAAAGGCCUAAUAGUGGUGACUGGAAGUGAGAGUCCGAUCGUCGUGGUGUUAAGUGGCAGCAUGGAGCCAGCAUUCCACAGGGGAGAUCUACUGUUCCUUACAAACUUCCAUGAAGAUCCAAUCCGAGCUGGAGAAAUAGUGGUGUUUAAAGUGGAGGGCAGGGAUAUUCCGAUAGUGCACAGAGUAAUCAAAGUUCAUGAAAAAGAAAAUGGCGAUAUAAAAUUUUUGACUAAAGGAGAUAACAAUGAAGUGGAUGAUCGAGGCUUGUAUAAGGAAGGCCAGAAUUGGCUUGAAAAGAAGGAUGUAGUAGGAAGAGCACGUGGAUUUUUGCCGUAUGUUGGGAUGGUUACUAUUGUGAUGAAUGAUUAUCCAAAAUUUAAGUAUGCGGUUUUGGCGAUUAUGGGCGCUUUUGUACUUUUAAAACGUGAAUCCUAAAAUUGGAAGAAAAUCCUGCCAGAAUGAAAAAAGUCACUGAAACUAAUAUAUUCUGUUAUUGUUUAAUAUUUUAUUUCUCUAAAAAAAAAAUAACACAAACAUGUGAAGUCUCUUUGGCCUGUACAAAUACAAGUUCUCCUUGAAGUCACUGUUUUUCUAUUUGAGACCUAAUAAAAUGCUGAAAUAAUA
Messenger RNA from Pelobates fuscus (common spadefoot toad), 908 nucleotides. It is a transcript of the gene SEC11C, whose product is annotated as SEC11 homolog C, signal peptidase complex subunit. The transcript has 6 exons. The record is from RefSeq and is a predicted model, not a curated record. The coding region runs from base 186 to 719 and encodes 177 amino acids. Gene Ontology annotation, molecular function: serine-type endopeptidase activity. NCBI's taxonomy places the organism in Eukaryota, Metazoa, Chordata, Amphibia, Anura, Pelobatidae. Gene Ontology annotation, cellular component: membrane; signal peptidase complex.